Messenger RNA from Bipolaris sorokiniana ND90Pr, 1002 nucleotides. RefSeq lists its product as uncharacterized. The transcript has a single exon. The coding region runs from base 78 to 791 and encodes 237 amino acids. NCBI's taxonomy places the organism in Eukaryota, Fungi, Ascomycota, Dothideomycetes, Pleosporales, Pleosporaceae. The record is from RefSeq and is a predicted model, not a curated record.
CUCGCAGACUGUGUACGGCUGGGCUGGCAGCCAAUCAGCCACGACAUGAUACCAAAGGCUGUUUCUUGCAUACGCGGAUGCGGAGUCGCAAGAGGCAGAUCUGCACCACGUCUCUGCAGACGCUUCAAGCAGCGAUGCGCUCCCAGGAUUCUUCCGGACACUUGCGCAUUUCUGAUGUGUUUGCAACGAGAAAGACGCACGUCACACUCACCUUGGCCAGUAUCGUACAACACACAACUCGCAUCGAGCUGCUCCAUUCCAGCUAUAAUACAGCCAGCCACACCAACCAAACGGACAUUUCCCAGUGUCGACAACAGCCAUUGUCCCAAGAACGAGGGGCACAGCGUUCCCAGAGCGUCCCUCCAACAAGCGUCCGAUCUCUACUACGCCAUGUUCCAACCAUGGCUGCCAGGUGUUUAGCAGAUCAGGGUCAGUCGACAUGCCGCCUUGGCCACGGCACGCACUUAAGACGUGGACGAGUGAUUGGACUUGAAGACGAGUGUACAGAAACCGCGGAGGCAGAGAUGCUUGCCCGAUAUGGACAGCACCUUGGGACAACAUGUGGUGGCGGCCUCGACGUCCCGCCUUCACCAAACUCGCAACCCAUGUUCCUGCCCUCGUCGGUCGACUUCUCCACUCUGGGGCUGACGUGCUCUGUGUUUCGGGUAUCAUCAAGGAUAAUCGAGAAUGAUGCGAGCAGCCUGCGCAGAAGCGCAAUUGGUGCGUCAAUUGAUAGGCGGCUGUCUGCAAUUCUCUCCGCCUGCCAUGCCAUGCUGUCAACCCCAGACUGACGCAUCCGCGUCCUUGUCGGCGUGCGUCGGGGCUGGCAUGGACGAGGGGCUUGGUGCCGCUCCGCGUUAUCAAAAAGUGGCCUGGUAGAGAUGGAGGCAGAUGCAGAGGCUUCCGUGGCUGCGUGGACUAGUGCUAGGCCCUAUCGUCUCGCUACCAUGGCCAGCUAGAGCAUCGCAAUCGUAGUACACAAGCCGGUUAUAAGAGUUGGGG